Podospora anserina S mat+ is the source of this 5763-nucleotide messenger RNA. RefSeq lists its product as uncharacterized. Gene Ontology annotation, biological process: DNA repair; chromatin remodeling; DNA-templated transcription. Lineage: Eukaryota; Fungi; Ascomycota; Sordariomycetes; Sordariales; Podosporaceae. The transcript has 4 exons. The record is from RefSeq and is a predicted model, not a curated record. Bases 1 to 5763 code for a protein of 1920 amino acids. Gene Ontology annotation, cellular component: Ino80 complex; nucleus. Gene Ontology annotation, molecular function: ATP-dependent chromatin remodeler activity; ATP binding; ATP hydrolysis activity.
AUGGACGGGCGGGACCACUUCUCGACCGUGCUGCAACGGCCGCCUCACUUUGACGAGGACUGCAGUAAUGGCAAUGGCGGCGGCAGUGCAAACGAAGAUCGCGGACCGCGUGGAGGGCUGCGCGACAUCUUGAAUCCAGUGAGCUCUGCCUCGCAGCCAGCGUCAGCUCUUGGGCCGCCAGGAACCCCCGGAGCACCCGCGCCUCCACGGCCGCACUCGUCCUUCAGUCUAAGAUCACCAACACAAGGUGACUUUCACACCCCGAACCCCUACUCUACCUCGCCUGGCAGCCAUCCCUCGGGCUCUCGUUCCAUCCUCAGCAAUCCCGUGGCAGGAGCCUCGAUUUCGGCAGCCUCCUUCCCACCACCACCACCGCCGCCUCCACCACUGUCGGCAUCGCUGCAGGCACCGCCGGCCAUUGCAUCGCCAUUGACGACACAACAACACCCGUCGCCCGUAUCGCCGCUGCACGCGCCGCACGUGUACUACUCGUCCGAGAUUCGAGAUCGUGAUCGAGACAGAGGCAGAGACAGAGACAAUCGCGACCCGGUUCUCGAAAAGUCGGCGGGCAGCAGCUUCUACGACCCGACGGCGGAUUCAACAAAGAAAGAGCGCGAGCGCAGGGUUUCGGACACGGGCUCCUCCUCCUGGCGCAACGCGACGCAGAGCUCGACACCAAAGGUAAGUAAGCUUUGGGCCCCCUCCCCAAAAUACCAAAACCAUUCCAUUCCUAGACACGGCCAAGCAUCAUCGAAGAGCAAAGUGCAAUUUGCCCGCCCUGUUGCCUUUUUGCUCUCCCUAAUAUUAUAUCAUCGCGUCUCCCCCCCAAUCGCUGCAUCAACACUUGACAAUUUUUCCCGCCCUGGCCGGCGACUCCCUCUUCACCUCAGCAUUCACCACCCAACCAAGCCCUAUCAGCCCGCGCCUGCUCGCGACUCGUACAAUUAUUCCCAAUCAUCCGACUAUUACACCGCGAACAACAUCGCCACAUCCUCCGCCAGCAACCACCAGGGCGGCAUCAUCAACGGCGCCAGCUACGCAUCCCAUGCGACUUCAUCCCUCUCACGAAGUCCCGUCUCUCAGUACCAUCCUGCUCCCACUGCAGGAUCCAUCAGUCCAUCAGCACCUGCAUCGGCUCGACUUGGUGCCAUUUCAUCGCCCAGUCUGAGGCACAGCCAGAUGCCCCCUUCCACCAUCAACGGGACCACUCCAACUGCGUUGCCUGUCCUCGCACGGAGCGGGUCCCCAACCCCAUCAUCAUCUAAGGGCCAGGGCGUCUCAGGUGUAGGUUGGGACCGUUUGCUCCAUCAAAUAAGAUUCAGCCUCAGGCUAACAAUUUACCCACCGCCAAUACAGACUCCAAGUCGUGCCGCAGGUGUCAUGUCCUUUUCCAACAUCCUCUCCGAACCUGUCUCGCGACCCAGAGCGACCUCGCCAUCUACAACCGACGAUACCCCCAUCCGAGUGGAAAGAGCCGGAACCGUCGACAAGGCUGACCGCGAGAAAAAGCCAAGAAAGACCAUCAAGUCGCGUGUUUCCGAAAUGAAGGGUGUCGAGUCGACGCCCAAGGCGUCCAGAAAGACCGCCUCCAAACCCGAGACCCCGGCUUCCGGUCCACGACUUCCAGCGAAACGAUCGGCCAACGGGCUUACGAAGCAAAAGUCCUUCUCUGCCGACAAAGAAAGGAAGAUUCAAGAGGAAAUGCAGCAGCUCGACUCUUGGGACCCACCAGAACACAAAUGGGAAGAUGAAUUUGAAGAGUAUCAACGACGGAGCAAGCGCCGCCGACUGGAGCUGGCCCAGUUGGACCUCAGCCACAAGCAGGCGCGCAGAGAUGACUUGGCCCAGUCACAAGGUUUCAAGCUCAAGUUGCAUGCCGAUCUUGGGAAACGGCGAUUCGAUGACCUUCACUACGACGAAGCAUUGCAAGAGGUGCGACAGCGAGAAGUCCAGUUGGAGAAGGAGCGGAAGAAGGACAUGCAGCGAAAGAGGCGUCGGGAGAAGUCCAUGGCUCUUACCCUCGAGCUCAAGAAUUCUGCUCUCAAGCGGGCCACCAUUGCCCAGAGCGAGGCAGAGCGCCUGCGGUACAUGAAGGAAGCGGAACGAGCCGAGAAGAAAGUUCAGCAGACCAAAUACAUCUUGCAGAAUGGCCUCAAAGGUCCUCCCCGCAGUUCGAGCGCUCUCGAGCCCAAUCUCGAGGGCGGUACCAUGGCGACUUUCCAGGCCGAAAACAUGGAACCUGGCAAGGCCAAGGGCAAGGGUCGCGCCGGUGGUCGACUCAAGAAGUCCAAGGAGCAGAAGCAGGCAGAGAAGGACAGUGCCGAAGCUGCCCAGGCCGCUCUCGAUGCCGGGAAGGAGCUUCCCACCAAGGAGGAGACGAGCAAGAUUCGACUCAAGAUCACCAAACAGCCCGCCACCGAUUCCGAGAAGGACAAGGAAACCAAGGAGCCCAAGGACUCCAAGAAGGAAAAGGUGGUCGAGGAGCCAAAGGAUCUGUUGGAGAUGCGGUUCCAGUCCAAGGGCUUUAACCAGAUCUACGACCAGAUCUGGCGUGACCUUGCCCGGAAGGAUGUCAACAAGGUCUACAGGCUCGCCACCGACUCAUAUUCCACCAAGGCAUCCAACCUCAAGAAGACCGCCAUUUUGGCGUCCAAGGAAGCAAAGCGAUGGCAGCUCCGCACCAACAAGGGUACCAAAGACCUUCAAGCUCGUGCCAAGCGUGUCAUGAGAGACAUGAUGGGCUUCUGGAAACGGAACGAACGCGAGGAGCGCGACCUCCGCAAGGCCGCCGAGAAACAGGAGCUCGAGAACGCGAAGAAGGAGGAAGCCGACCGUGAAGCGGCUCGUCAAAAGAGGAAGCUCAACUUCCUGAUCUCGCAGACCGAAAUCUACUCUCACUUCAUUGGCAAGAAGAUCAAGACAAACGAGGUGGAGCGCAGCACGGACCGACCCGAGAUUGCUGAUGCGGACCAAAACCAAAUCCCCGAAACGUCUCUUGAUAUCGAGGAGCCUACUGGUCCGGUUGGCUCCAAGGUUACCAACUUUGAAAAUCUUGAUUUCGACGAGGCCGAUGAAUCGACCCUCAAGGCUGCGGCCAUGGCCAAUGCGCAGAACGCCAUUGAGGAAGCGCAAAAGAAGGCGCGGGACUUCAACAAGGACGCCAACCUGGACGAGGAUGGAGAGAUGAACUUCCAGAACCCCACUGGUAUGGGCGAUGUGGAGAUUGACCAGCCGAAGCUGCUCAACUGCCAGCUGAAGGAAUAUCAGCUCAAGGGUCUCAAUUGGCUCGUCAAUCUGUACGAGCAAGGCAUCAACGGCAUCCUCGCCGACGAAAUGGGUCUGGGCAAGACUGUACAGUCCAUCUCUGUCAUGGCCUACCUCGCCGAGAAGUACGACAUUUGGGGUCCGUUCCUUGUCGUUGCGCCGGCUUCUACCCUGCACAACUGGCAACAGGAAAUCACCAAGUUCGUCCCAGAGUUCAAGGUGCUGCCAUAUUGGGGCACCGCUGCCGACCGCAAGGUGCUCCGAAAGUUCUGGGACCGAAAGCACACCACCUACAAGAAGGACGCUGCUUUCCACGUCAUGAUCACGUCGUACCAGCUUGUCGUGUCCGAUGUCGCCUAUUUCCAAAAGAUGAAGUGGCAGUAUAUGAUCCUCGACGAGGCCCAAGCCAUCAAGAGCUCUUCGAGCUCCCGUUGGAAGUGCUUGCUGAGUUUCCACUGCCGCAACCGACUUCUGUUGACCGGUACUCCUAUUCAGAACAACAUGCAGGAACUUUGGGCCCUCUUGCAUUUCAUCAUGCCGUCCUUGUUUGACUCCCACGACGAGUUCAGCGAAUGGUUCUCAAAGGACAUCGAAUCGCAUGCGCAGAGCAACACCAAGCUCAACCAGGACCAGCUGAAGCGUUUGCACAUGAUUCUCAAGCCAUUCAUGCUUCGUCGUGUCAAGAAGCAUGUCCAAAAGGAAUUGGGCGACAAGAUUGAACUCGACGUCUUUUGCGAUCUGACCUACCGCCAGCGUGCCUUGUAUUCGAGCCUUCGCAACCAGAUCAGCAUUCUUGACCUCAUUGAGAAGGCGACCAUGGGCGACGACGAUUCUUCUAGUUUGAUGAAUCUCGUCAUGCAGUUCCGAAAGGUCUGCAACCAUCCCGAUCUUUUCGAGAGGGCCGAUACCAAGUCGCCAUUCUCUUGCGGCUACUUUGCCGAGACGGCCUCUUUUGUCAGAGAGGGCACAAACGUAUCAGUUGGUUACUCUGUUCGCAGUUUGAUCGACUACGACUUGCCCCGCUUGGUGUGGCAAGAGGGCGGGCGCCUGGACAAGCCCGGGCCUGAUAACGCGGUUGCUGGUUUCCGGAGAAAGUACACUGGCGAGCUGUUGAACAUUUGGACACCGGAGAACAUUCGUGAUAGCGUCUCGAAUGCCGAUCACUUUUCAUGGCUGCGAUUUGCGGACGCUAGCCCGCAAGAAGCCUACCAGGCUAGUCAUCGAGGACUGUUCGAGCGAGCUGUGACGCUUUCAACAUCGAAGAACCGACUCGGGAACAUGAACGUCCUCUAUCGCGAUACGGAAGACGAGAACUGGACUCCGAUCCAUGCUCUGUUCCAGAUUCAGCAACGUACUGACCGCAAGCCUCUUGCUGAUAUCACUGAGCAAGGUGUCCUUCGCGACCUCAUGAAUGUGGCGCGCGCUAACUACGCUGAUAUCGGACUGGGACGACUUGAGCAAGCCGGCCGGCCCCGCGCAUCUGCACCGCCCAUCGAGGUUUCAUGCACCGGCCGCGGCUCGGUUGCGGAGCGUGAGAACAUCCUCUUCAACCCUCAGGUACGCAAGGCAUUGUACGGACCCACCCCCGUCGAAGAGAAGGCGCUCGUCACCGAAAAGAUCCCAAUCGAGCGAUACCCGCCUCCUGCACUCCUGCCGGCGCCAGAUAAGGAGAAGACCCGGUUUACCAACAUUGCGGUCCCCUCGAUGCGCCGCUUCAUUACGGAUUCGGGCAAGCUUGCCAAGCUCGACGAGCUCCUGCGGCAGCUGAAGGAGGGCGGUCAUCGUGUGCUGCUGUACUUCCAGAUGACGCGCAUGAUCGAUCUGAUGGAAGAGUAUUUGACCUACUGCAACUACAGGUACUGCCGCCUCGAUGGUUCAACCAAGCUGGAAGACAGAAGAGAUACCGUGUCGGACUUCCAAACCCGGCCCGAGAUCUUCAUCUUCUUGCUCUCUACCCGUGCCAUGGAUCGUGCUCAUCGUCUUGGUCAGACGAAGCAGGUCACCGUCUAUCGUCUCAUCACGCGCGGCACCAUCGAGGAGCGCAUCCGCAAGCGUGCCAUGCAGAAGGAAGAGGUGCAGCGCGUCGUCAUCACGGGCGGCUCGUCGGCGGGUGGCGCCGGUGUCGACUUCUCUGGACGUAGGGCGCCCGAGAACCGGAACCGCGACAUUGCCAUGUGGCUUGCGGAUGAUGAACAGGCCGAGAUGAUUGAACGCCGCGAGAAGGAAUUGCUCGAGAGCGGGGAGUACGACAAGAUUCAGAAGAAGCGUGGUGGCAAGCGGAAGCGGGCGGAUGCUCCAACCAGCCUGGAUGAGAUGUAUCACGAAGGCGAGGGCCAUUUUGAUGACAACAAGGGUUCCGGCACAGCCACACCAAACGCCGCCGGAGCCGACGCCGCCGAUGUCCGCCCUGGAAAACGCACCAAGCGUGCUCCCACCGGCAAGAAAGCCAAGACAACAAAGCAACGGUUGGCGAUUGCUGACGGCGAGAUCGAUAUUUGA